Messenger RNA from Sturnus vulgaris (Common starling), 4493 nucleotides. The record is from RefSeq and is a predicted model, not a curated record. Lineage: Eukaryota; Metazoa; Chordata; Aves; Passeriformes; Sturnidae.
CGGGGCCGGCCCGUGCAUGGCCCAGCCAUGGAGGUGGUGGACGAGACGGAGGCUCUGCAGCGCUUCUUUGAAGGCCACGACAUCAAUGGAGCUCUGGAACCAUCCAACAUCGACACCAGCAUCCUGGAAGAGUACAUCAGCAAGGAAGACUCUCCAGAGAUCUGCUUCCCUGAGAUCCCAGCUCCCACCAGCUACACACACCCCCAGCCCUCCAGCUCUGCCAGCAUCCCUGCACCUCCUGCCAGCUCCAUCAGCAGCGUGAGCAAUCCCUCUCCCAGCACUCCCCUCCACCUCCCUCCUGCCAGCAGCCAGCUCCCCAUCCGGCAUGGUCCUCUCCUGGCCAAUCCCUAUGGAGCUCACCUCAACUGCAACAACAACAAUGGCAUGGUGGUGCCCAAGGGCUUCCUGGGUGGCCACUGCCUGAACAAUGUGGUCCCUCCAAUCAAAUCAGAGCCCAAGGCCUCCUAUGCACCUGGCACUUUGCCAGACUCUCCCCCGGAUUCCGGAUCGGAAGCCUACUCCCCUCAGCAGGUGAACGAUCCUCACCUCCUCCGGACCAUGACUCCCGAAAAUAUGUGUCACAUGACUCCCCCUUCCCGCCUGGAGCACCCUCCUCCUCCUCCACCACCUCCUCCUCCACCCCCUCACCUCCAGGGUCCCCCUCCACCACCCCCACCACCCCCUCACCCCCUCCAGCCCCAGCACAAUUCCCACUUUCCCGGCCUGCAGCGGGAAAUGUUCCUGAAAGCCGAGCCCCUGAUGCCUCCGUACGGCGUUGGGCCGGGAAUGGCGCCCGCCGAGCUCCACCAUGCCCAGCAAUCCCAGAUGCUGCACCAGCUCCUCCAGCAGCACGGAGCAGACCUCCCGGUGCAUCCUGCCAAGAAGAGGAAACACUCCGAGUCCCCCCCCAACACCCUCAAUGCCCAGAUGCUCAAUGGGCUGAUCAAGCAGGAGCCAGGAAUGGGAUCCGUGCCCCUCAAUCCCGAUCGUGUCCAGACGCCUCCCUGGCACCAGCCGGGUGCACUCUCACCAGGUCUGAUUCAGGAUAACGACAGCCUGAAUGGUUCCUACCUGGAUCCCAACUUCCAGUCCAUCAAGUGGCAGCCACACCAGCAGAACAAGUGGGCAACUCUGUAUGAUGCCAACUACAAGGAGCUCCCGAUGCUCACGUACCGCGUGGAUGCCGACAAGGGCUUCAACUUCUCCGUGGGAGACGACGCCUUCGUGUGCCAGAAGAAGAACCACUUCCAGGUCACUGUGUACAUUGGAAUGCUCGGUGAUCCCAAGUACGUGAAGACCCCCGAGGGCCUGAAACCCUUGGAAUGCUUCUACCUGAAGCUGCAUGGAGUGAAGCUCGAGGCCCUGAACCAGUCCAUCAACAUCGAGCAGUCGCAGUCGGACCGCAGCAAACGGCCCUUCAACCCCGUCACGGUGAACCUGCCCCCGGAGCAGGUCACCAAGGUCACCGUGGGGCGGCUGCACUUCAGCGAGACCACGGCCAACAACAUGAGGAAAAAAGGCAAACCCAACCCAGACCAGAGGUACUUCAUGCUGGUGGUGGCCCUGCAGGCACAUGCCCAGAACCAGAACUACACGCUGGCAGCCCACAUCUCCGAGCGGAUCAUCGUCCGGGCUUCCAACCCAGGGCAGUUUGAGAGUGACAGUGACGUGCUCUGGCAGCGGGCACAGCUCCCAGACACCGUGUUCCACCAUGGCCGUGUGGGAAUCAACACGGACCGCCCGGAUGAGGCCCUGGUGGUCCAUGGCAAUGUGAAGGUCAUGGGGUCCCUGAUGCACCCUUCAGAUGUCCGAGUGAAGGAGGACAUCCAGGAGGUGGACACCACGGAGCAGCUAAAGCGGAUCUCCAGGAUGAGGCUGGUGCACUACAACUACAAACCCGAGUUUGCAGCCACAGUGGGCAUUGACAGCACCUCUGAGACAGGUGUCAUCGCUCAGGAAGUGAAGGAGAUCCUCCCAGAAGCUGUCAAAGACACUGGGGAUCUGGUCUUUUCCAAUGGGAAAACCCUGGAGAACUUCCUGGUGGUGAACAAGGAGAGGAUUUUCAUGGAGAACGUGGGAGCCGUGAAGGAGCUGUGCAAGCUGACGGAUAACCUGGAGACACGGAUUGAUGAGCUGGAAAGGUGGAGCCACAAGCUGGCCAAGCUGAAGAGACUGGACAGCAUGAAGUCAACUGUGAGCUCUGGAGCCUUCAGCCAAACUGGGAGCCAGUUCAGCCGGGCAGGAAGCGUGCCCCACAAAAAGAGACCCCACAAAGUCGCCAGCAAGUCUCCGUCGGUUGUCCCGGAGCAGGCCUGUAUCAGCCAGCGCUUCCUUCAGGGCACCAUCAUUGCCCUGGUCAUCAUCAUGGCAUUCAGCGUGGUGUCCAUGUCCACGCUCUACGUGCUGAGCCUGCGCAGCGAGGAGGAUCUCGUGGACAUCGAUGGGUCAAGCCAGAACAUUGACAAGACACAGACAGUGCGAUCCACAGCUGCAUCCAAGGGAGCCAGCAGCAGGAGCCCUCCAGAGCACGUCCUGGAUGAGGGGCAUGGAGUAGCCCUUGGCAUUCCUGGUGGUGGUGUGCUGGCCUGUUUCAGCCCUCCCUGUUUUUCCACGUGCUGCUCUGCUGCUCCCACUGACAUCUCAUCCGUUGUCCCCUCGGAGACCAGCCCUGCCCAUGUCACCAACCGGACAGACCAAAGCCAGCCCUCCCUCCUGCCGGUGACAAAUAUCAAAGCCAAAUCCAGGGGCAUCACCGGGAAAUCCACCUCCUACACCAAGUGGCCAAAGACUCCUGACAGGUCUCAGAGCUUCGGCAGCCCCAAUGCCAGCCCCUCCUCCCCCUUCUCCCACAUCCAGGGCAAAUCCAAGUACAUCUCCAACCUCUCGCUCUCCCGCAGCAGCUCCCGGCAGCAGCGCAGCCUCCGGCAGCCGGUGAGCGAGCGGCCGCGCACGGAGCAGCCCGGCACGGAUGCAGGGCCGAGCCCGGUGCUGCAAUCCGUCCGGAUCCUGGAGAUCAACCUGGCCAUCCAUUCCCAGUACUGCGCUGCUGCUGAUGCCUGCAGGACUGGGAAUUUCAGCUACCGCAUCCCUGUGAACCAGCGGACGGCCGUGAACACCAACCUGACCCUGGAGAUGAACUCCUCCUCCUCUGUGUCCAUCUCCCUCUGUGGCCUUGUGUCCAGUGAUCCCUGCCAGGAUGCUGUGAGCGGGAACAGCUCCACUGACUCCACAGAUGCACAGGACACCACCCACCGCUGGCCUCUGGUGAUGCUGUCUUUCCGGGAGUUCUCCUACCACUUCCGAGUGGCACAGCCGGGCCGAGCAGACUGCAGCACUUCCCUGGAGCAGCUGGGACACCUCUUCACUGACUAUUACUUCCAGUUCUACUGGCUCUGUGAGUGAGUCCCAGCAGCACCAGUGCCCUCUGCUCAGAGACAGGAGGGGAACUGGUGCCACUGGGAGCCUCCCGAAUUCCCUGCUCCGCUGGCCCCCAGCCCCACCUCAUCCCCGUGUCCUGCGGCAGCUCCGGAGCUGGAAUGGUGAUGGCUGGAGACACUGAAGCUCAGCACACACAGGACCUAAAGGCCACCACUAGACCUGUGGUGGCUCCUGGGGGGGACCUCGCACCAAUUCCCAGCAUCCCACAUCCCUCUCCUUCCCUAAUGGGGGUGUUUGUGUCCUCCGUCACUUCCCCCUCCCCUUCCAACACUGUAUUUGGAAGCAUGACACCAGACUGAGCAUGGACAGCUCUGCCAUGUCGCAGAGGGAUGCUCCUUCCAUGGACAGGAGCCCCAUCCUGGUGCUCCCAGAUGUUCCACAUCAGUUCUUCACAACACUGGAAUUGCUUCAACACUGGAGCCCUUUCCAAGAGCCAAAUGCUGGAGUUUGGCCUGGAAAGGAUGGCUGUGCCUGGACCUACUGGAAGUCAUACACUGGAGUUGCUGUUCCUUCUGCUUGGCCCAGGGCCACUUCCCACAGACUUCCCAGAGACUCCCGGACCUGCCAAUGGACACGUUCCUCUAGGAACAACCGGAAAAGGAGCAGCUUCGACAUCAUCCCCCCUCUUCUUUGUGCUCUUAAAUCCCAUAUCCAUGUGGGACAUCCAGGAUGGAUAAAACCCCCACUCAAGCUGCUGCUGAGGCCAUGCCACAGCUGGGGACACUCGUCCUCAAGGCAGGGGGUGACAAAUGACCGGGACUUACCCACAGGAAGUGUGGUGGGAUCCAUUUAUCUCCGCUUGGAAGCGGCGUGUGCGGAGCUGCCUGGUCAGCUCUGGAGCCAAUGCCAACCUCUGCCCAGAUGUGCAGCACUGGCAAAGCCCUGCAGAGCAAGGCUGAGUCCCUGGGAACACCAGGAUCCGUGUCCAGGCAGGAUCUCUGCCUCGGGAGAGGGGUGGUGUUCUCCCAAAAGCUGGGAUGGCAGCAGCUGCCCUCACAGAGUUGUGCUGGGGGGAUUUGGGAUAUUUUACUGUUACAAGAACUUAACUUGCUAAA